Messenger RNA from Rubroshorea leprosula, 467 nucleotides. Lineage: Eukaryota; Viridiplantae; Streptophyta; Magnoliopsida; Malvales; Dipterocarpaceae. The record is from the annotation of a GenBank genome assembly.
AUCAUCAAAUUUUAAACAUUCUAUUAGCUUUAACUAAGUGUUGAUCCAAAGGAGAAAGACCCCUCGAGAAGAAGAUGAGUUCCACUGAGAAUGCAAGCUAUCAAGCUGGCCAAGCCAAGGGCAAGACUGAGGAGAAGACCAGCAGCAUGAUGGAUAGGGCUAAAGAAACUGCCCAAAAUGCUAAGGAUUCUAUGCAAGAGAGUGGGCAGCAGAUGAUGGACAAAGCACAGGGAGCAGCGCAGGCUGCUAAGGAUAAAAUUAGUGGGAAAUGAGACUGCCUGCUGGAGGCUCUCUUCUCCAACUUUCCCCCGGCCACCAUGCACCAGCUAGCUUUGUUUUUGGGAAUUUCAUGUUUAGUUGUUUCUUUGAUUUUCUUCUUUUGAUCCUGAGCUCAAUGAGGAGUUUGUUUAUGAAUGUAUCUAAUUCCCUUUUGAGCCAGUGAGCCUUAAUAAAUUAUUUCUUUUUUU